AUGCUGAGAUUCCGGGCGUUGGCCGGAUCGAAACUCAUCGGGAGAUCAUUGCACAGCGGCAAGGGUGUUUGGCUACAGCAAGCAGCCAAGGUCGCCAAUGUCUCAUCCACACAGUAUCAACAGAUUUAUGAGCGGGCGCAAGGCUCUUACGAACCACUGGAUACUUUUCAGAGGCGUCAUUUGGGCCCUAGUCCCAAAAACGUGCAGGAUAUGCUGAAGAUCAUCGGUUAUAAGGAUUUGGAUAACUUUGUGACAGACUUGGUCCCACACCAGGUGCUGCAGAAACGGCCACUCGAAUUAGAGGCUCCUGCGGAUGGCUUCACCGAGCAGCAAAUGCUUGAGCACUUGAAGACGAUCGCAGACAAAAAUCGGCAUCAGGUUAAAAACCUUAUAGGUAAGGGUUACUACGGUACCAUUCUACCUCCUGUCAUUCAGCGCAAUCUUCUAGAAUGCCCGGAAUGGUACACGUCCUACACACCAUACCAGCCUGAAAUCUCGCAGGGGCGGCUGGAGUCGCUAUUGAACUUCCAAACUGUGAUAACCGACCUCACUGGCUUGCCCGUUGCUAACGCCUCGCUUUUAGAUGAGGGAACGGCGGCAGGCGAGUCUAUGUUGCUGGCGUUCAGUGCGGCCAAAAGGAAAAAGACCAGGUUUGUGUUGGAUUCUAGAACACAUCCUCAGACCAAGUCUGUUCUGCACACCCGAGCCGAACCCUUCGGUAUAGAAAUUGUAGAAAUUGACCCGCUUGACGUCGAACAGUCCAAGGCGAUUUUGAGUGACAAAAACACAUUUGGAGGGUUGAUCCAAUACCCUGCCACCGAUGGUUCAAUCAUUCCCGGAGAGACCCUAAAAUCUUUUGCGGACAUUUUGCAUAGCAAUAAGGGUCUUCUGUUGGUUGCUUCUGACUUGCUAGCUUUGACCCUCUUGAAACCUCCAUCUGAAUUUGGCGCCGACGUUGUGUUUGGCUCCUCUCAGAGACUUGGGGUUCCAUUUGGAUUUGGUGGCCCUCACGCUGCCUUCUUAGCUGUAGUCGAUAAGCUAAACCGUAAGAUCCCAGGUAGAAUCGUUGGUGUUUCCAAAGAUCGUUUGGGCAACCCUGCUUUGCGUCUAGCUCUACAAACCAGAGAGCAGCAUAUCAAACGUGAUAAAGCAACUUCCAAUAUUUGCACUGCACAAGCUCUUUUGGCCAAUAUUGCUGCCAACUACUGUGUUUACCACGGUCCCGAAGGUUUGAAAGCCAUCGCUGGUAGAGUAUAUGGUUUCACUAGCGUUUUGGCCAAAAAGAUAUCCAACGAAUCCAAUCACACCUUGGUGAACAAGACCUGGUUUGAUACCCUAACGGUCAAACUUGGAGACGGAAUCUCCUCCCAAGAAUUUUUGAAAGAAGCUCUAGAAAGGUAUUCCAUUAACAUUUAUGCUGUUGACGCUCAUACUGUUUCACUGUCCCUUGAUGAAACUAUAACGAAAGAGGACUUAUUAGCAUUGUGUCAACUCUUCAACACUUCUACAGCGCUUCCAGAAGGGUUACCGCAGUUCCCAUCAGAACUGCUGAGAACGGAUGACAUUCUUUCGAACGUUGUGUUCAACCAGCACCACAGUGAAACUGCCAUGCUCAGAUAUUUGCAUCGUUUACAAAGUCGCGAUUUAUCGCUAGCAAAUUCCAUGAUUCCUUUAGGAUCGUGCACAAUGAAGUUGAACUCCACCGUAGAGAUGAUGCCCGUUACGUGGCCUCAGUUUGCCAACAUGCACCCAUUUCAGCCUGUGGAGCAGGCCGAAGGGUACCGGGAGUUGAUAAAAUCUUUAGAGUCCGACCUGGCCGACAUCACAGGCUUCGACGCGGUGUCGCUGCAACCUAAUUCGGGGGCUCAAGGGGAAUAUGCUGGUUUAAGAGUGAUCAAUGCGUACUUGGAGUCGCAGGGUCAAUCGCAUCGCAAGGUUUGCUUGAUUCCCGUAUCUGCUCAUGGUACUAAUCCAGCCUCUGCAGUUAUGUGUGGUAUGAAGGUCGUCCCUGUCAACUGCUUGCCAGACGGGUCUCUUGACCUCACCGAUCUAGAGGCUAAGGCUGAGAAACACAAGGAUGACCUGGCUGCUAUCAUGAUUACCUACCCAUCGACGUACGGAUUGUUUGGACCUGGCAUAAGACAAGCUAUUGACAUCGUGCAUGGUCAUGGUGGCCAGGUCUACUUGGAUGGUGCCAACAUGAAUGCCCAAGUUGGAUUGACCUCGCCAGGUGACCUGGGUGCCGACGUAUGCCACUUAAACUUGCACAAGACGUUCUCGAUUCCUCACGGAGGCGGUGGUCCUGGUGUUGGACCUAUUUGUGUAAAAGCACACCUGGGUCCUUACUUGCCCGGCCAUGACCUGGUUGAAAUGAUGACAGGAGCUCCGAAGAAAGAUCGUAUUUCUUCGGUUUCCAGUGCACCUUAUGGGAGUGCCUCGAUCUUGCCAAUCUCGUAUGCUUACAUCAAGAUGAUGGGAUCCAAGGGUUUGCCUUUCUCGUCCGUGGUGGCGAUGGUUAAUGCCAACUACAUGAUGACCCGUUUGAAGUCUCAUUACGAAAUCAUGUUUGUGAACGAGAGGUCGACUAUCAAGCACUGUGGCCACGAAUUUAUCAUCGAUCUCAGACAGUACAAGGCAAAGGGUGUGGAGGCAAUCGACAUUGCCAAGCGUCUGCAAGAUUACGGUUUUCACGCUCCCACUUUGGCCUUCCCUGUUCCUGGUACUUUGAUGGUGGAACCCACGGAAUCCGAAAACUUGGAAGAAUUGGAUAGGUUUGUGGAUGCGAUGAUCGCUAUCAGGAGCGAGAUCGACCUCUACGUCGCUGGCGACUCUCGGGGAUCAGUGCUCAAGAACGCUCCUCACUCUUUGGAGGAUUUGAUCACCAGUUCUGACUGGGACUCCCGGGGCUACACCCGAGAGCAAGCCGCCUACCCGUUGCCAUACCUUAAAUACAACAAGUUCUGGCCUCCGGUGGCCAGGUUGGACGACACCUACGGUGACUUGAACCUGAUAUGUACCUGUCCAUCCGUGGAAGAAACCGUUGCCUCGCAGGAUUAG
Messenger RNA from Lachancea dasiensis, 3057 nucleotides. The record is from the annotation of a GenBank genome assembly. NCBI's taxonomy places the organism in Eukaryota, Fungi, Ascomycota, Saccharomycetes, Saccharomycetales, Saccharomycetaceae.